CCUCAACACCACGAAUAUACAUCACCACUUUCCUCCACCGCUCCUCUCACUCUUCUCUCGAACUUGGUACCUCCAACACUCGCCCAUCAUGUUCAGGAACAACUACGACAACGACUCGGUGACCUUCUCACCCCAAGGCCGCAUCUUCCAAGUCGAGUACGCAUCAGAAGCCGUGAAGCAGGGCUCCGUCGUCGUGGGCAUAGUGAGCAAGACACAUGCCGUGCUUGCGGCCAUUAAGCGCAACGCCGAAGAACUCUCCUCCUACCAAAAAAAGAUCAUCCCAAUAGACUCCCACUAUGGCGUCGCCCUCGCCGGCCUCGCCUCCGACGCCCGCGUCCUCUCCAAUUUCAUGAAGCAGCAAUCUCUCGCCUCCCGCCUGACGUACGACCGCGCGAUCCCCCUGGCCGAAAUCACCCUCCGCAUCGCCGACCGCGCGCAGAGUAACACGCAGAACUACGGCAAGCGGCCCUACGGCGUCGGCCUCCUCAUCGCCGGCGUCGACGCCCGCGGCCCGCACCUCUUCGAGUUCCAGCCGAGCGGCGUCACGCAGGAGAUGCAGGCGUGUGGGAUUGGGGCGCGUAGCCAGAUGGCGCGGACGUAUCUGGAGCGGAACUUGGAGGAGUUUGAGGGCGCCAGUAGGGAGGAGCUGGUCAAGCAUGCGUUGAGGGCGUUGAAAGAGAGUUUGGCGCAGGAUAAGGAGCUGACAAUUGAGAAUACGAGUGUGGGACUUUGCGGAGUAGACGAGAACUUCAAGCUUUAUGAGCAUGCGGAGGUUCAGGAGUGGUUGGAGACGACGUUUGAGAAUCGGGAGGCGCCGGCUGAGGAGGAGGGCAUGGAGGUGGAUUCGGAUUCAUGAGGGGUGCUUGAGUGAGCGGGUAUGCCUAAGGGGUCGUAAAACCUAGAUGAAAUGCUGGUUCGGGGAUGAAGGCU
Molecule: messenger RNA, 930 nt
Organism: Mytilinidion resinicola
Lineage: Eukaryota; Fungi; Ascomycota; Dothideomycetes; Mytilinidiales; Mytilinidiaceae
Product: N-terminal nucleophile aminohydrolase
Exons: 3
Coding region: 89-856 (255 amino acids)
Biological process (GO): ubiquitin-dependent protein catabolic process
Cellular component (GO): proteasome core complex, alpha-subunit complex; proteasome core complex; nucleus
Source: RefSeq, a predicted model, not a curated record